Molecule: messenger RNA, 5819 nt
Organism: Eurytemora carolleeae
Lineage: Eukaryota; Metazoa; Arthropoda; Copepoda; Calanoida; Temoridae
Gene: kcc
Product: solute carrier family 12 member 4
Exons: 36
Coding region: 112-3561 (1149 amino acids)
Biological process (GO): chemical synaptic transmission; chloride transmembrane transport; cell volume homeostasis
Cellular component (GO): membrane
Molecular function (GO): potassium:chloride symporter activity
Source: RefSeq, a predicted model, not a curated record
AAAUGCUGGUUUAAACAGAAACAAAAAUUGAUUGCUGCAACGAUAUCUCCGUAACGGAUAUUUGUUGUACUCUGUGUUCUGCUAGACCGCGGUCAGCUGGUCUAGCUGAACAUGUCUUUGCUUGGUAGUCCUGAAGGGACAAGAUUUCAGGUUGAUAUGGAUGACAAAACGUCUCUGUACAUAGACAAUGAUACAAGAGUUGCUCCGCUCAAAGAAACCCUACUGGAACCUUCCAACCUGGAGUCCCUUCCACUCUCUGAAGUUGAGAUGAGUAUAUCAUCAAACUCAGUGGUGACCGCAACCCCUGAUAGUACUUUUGUACCUUUAGAUAAUUAUGCAGCCAUGGAUACAGGUGAGCCGCCGGGCGAGGAUCAAAUGUUGCGAGCCCCGGAUUCAUCCGUAGUGGGGCACAGUAACCUCUUUCUCUAUCAUGAUGAGUUUAAAGAACGUCCUGCUAUCGCUAGUGCGAUCAAUUCGAUCACAAACUAUUCCUCUGCCAUCCCUCUGGCACCAGGAGAUCCUGAUGCUAAACCUGUGGAAAAGGCGAACCUUGGCACAAUUAUGGGGGUGUACCUUCCCUGCUUACAAAAUAUUUUUGGAGUCAUUCUUUUCAUCAGAUUAACCUGGAUAGUUGGAACUUGUGGAGUUAUUGAAGGAUUUCUUGUGGUUCUCGUCUGCUGCUCUGUGACAAUGAUCACCUGUAUAUCUAUGUCUGCUAUUGCUACGAAUGGAGUAGUGCCGGCAGGGGGGUCAUACUUUAUGAUCUCCCGCGCUUUAGGACCUGAGUUUGGCGGUGCUGUAGGGAUACUGUUCUAUAUAGGGACAACAUUCGCCGGAGCUAUGUACAUCAUUGGUGCAGUCGAGAUUGCAAUGGUGUAUCUGAUAGGACCGGAUAUGUCCCUGUUUGGACCGGAUAUCAACGACGACUUUGUCAAGUUCAACAACUAUCGGGUGUACGGUACCCUGCUACUGAUCUGUAUGGGGACUAUCGUUUUCCUGGGAGUCAAGUUCGUCAACAAGUUUGCGGCAGUUGCGCUCUUCUGCGUCAUAGGGUCAAUCGUCUCCAUCUUCGUCGGCGUAUUUGUCAACAUCCACGGCAACGACAAAGCACCGCUGUGUUUACUGGGUACAAGGCUACUGUCCAAAGUAGCAAACUGUACUAAAGAUCCUGUUGCAAGCCCAGAUGUUUGGAACAUGUACUGCGACAGACUCAGUAACUAUACAGAUAUCCCGAUGAAUGAGACUACCCCUGACAUGUACAAAUGUGAAGAGUAUUUUGAAGCGAACGUGAUGAACAUCACCCAGGGUAUUCAGGGGAUGUCGAGCGAUGCUUUCUACAGGAAUCUCAGGAACAAGUAUUAUGAUGCUGGGACAGCUAUCUCAAGUAGUCCUCUGGAGACAGAGUACAAUCUGGGCGGUAAACCGGCUAAAAACCAGGUUACAGUUGAUAUUUUGGCAAGUUUCACCCUUAUUGUCGGAAUAUUCUUCCCUAGUGUUACAGGUAUAAUGGCUGGAUCUAACCGUUCUGGUGACCUGGCUGACCCGCAAGCUAGUAUACCUGUUGGAACCCUGUGCGCCUGCCUCACGACCUCCAUCACCUACUUGUCCUCCAUCCUCUUCUUCGGUGCAACCGUAGAUCCUCUUCUUCUUAGAGACAAGUUUGGUCAGAGUAUCGGUGGAAGCUUGGUUAUCGGAAAUGUUGCUUGGCCUCAUCCUAAAGUUAUCGAGAUUGGAUCUCUGCUAUCUACUAUUGGAGCCGGACUACAGUCCCUUACAGGGGCUCCUAGACUUCUACAGAGUAUUGCUAAGGAUGGUAUUAUCCCGUUCCUUGAGCCUGUAGCAGUGGUCAGCUCAAGGAAUGAGCCGGUCAGAGCUCUCAUGUUGACCAUCUGUAUCUGCCAGAUUGCUGUACUCAUUGGAAAUGUCGACGCUAUUGCACCACUUCUAAGUAUGUUCUUCUUGAUGUGCUACAUGUUCGUGAACCUGGCCUGCGCCCUGCAGACCCUCCUCAGGACACCGAACUGGAGACCGAGGUUCAAAUACUACCAUUGGUCUCUGUCUCUAGUCGGAGUCGGACUAUGUUUAGCUGUCAUGUUUAUGUCAAGCUGGUACUUUGCCCUCAUCGCCAUGUUCAUCGCCGGAGUCGUCUACAAGUACAUCGAGUACAGGGGAGCUGAGAAGGAGUGGGGAGACGGUAUCCGAGGUUUAGCUCUCUCCGCAGCUCGUUUCUCUCUUCUCAGGCUUGAGGAUGGACCUCCUCAUACCAAGAACUGGCGACCUCAGAUCCUGAUUAUGUGCAAGAUGGAUGAAAAAUUGAACGUAAAGCAUAAACGUCUGUUCACGCUCGCCUCUCAACUCAAGGCCGGGAAGGGACUGACCAUUGGUUGUACAGUUGUACAAGGAGAAUUCGGUAAAAUGUAUGGGGAGUCCCAGGCUGCCAGGCAAAGCUUGAAGCAGGUAAUUGAGACUGAGCAGGUGAAAGGGUUCCCUGAGGUUGUUGUGAACGAAUCUAUCACUGAUGGCAUUUGCCACAUGAUCCAGACGAGUGGACUGGGAGGUAUGAAACCUAACACUGUAAUCCUGGGUUGGCCUAAUACCUGGCGGAAGAAGGAAGAUGAUGGAACUCAGGUCUUUGUCAACGCUAUCAGAAAUGCUGCGAAUGGAAAGAUGGCACUCUUGGUUCCCAAGGGAAUCCAGAGAUUCCCUGAUACCGGAGACAGUGUCAAGGGUAAUAUUGAUAUUUGGUGGAUUGUUCAUGACGGAGGUCUUCUUAUGCUUCUUCCUUUUCUUCUCAAACAGCACAGAACUUGGCGCAAAUGUCGUCUGCGUAUCUUUACAGUUGCUCAAGUAGAAGAUAACUCUAUUCAAAUGAAGAAGGAUUUGAAGACUUUCCUUUAUCAGCUAAGGAUUGACGCAGAUGUUGAAGUUGUUGAGAUGCAUGACUCCGAUGUAUCUGCGUACACUUACGAGCGAACACUUAUCAUGGAACAGCGUAAUGAGAUGCUUCAUGACAUGCGCUUAAAACAGAAGACGCGCGCAAAAAUGCCGGGGCGCCGCCUAUCAUUGAACGAGAAUCCUCUUUAUCAAAUGAAGAUUAAGGGGGAUCCAGGCUCAACUUUGGUGGAGGAUAUAUCACAGUCCAACUCAAUUGAUAACUUGCUUGACCCAAGCAGGCACCAGGAUCUGGGCAUAUCUAUGCAGAAAUCUCCAAAUAAAGUCAAGUUCUCAGAGGAGCUCAACGGCGAUGUUGAAGACGAUAUGCCCCCGUACCCUGAGGUCAAUAAUAAAGCACACAACCAUGUCAAGCCCGCCAUGGAAUCCAUUCCUCCGGAGAACGCAAAUGUUCGGCGGAUGCACACUGCUGUAAAACUGAACGAAGUUAUUGUUGCCAAGAGCCACGAGGCUAAACUUGUCAUACUCAACCUACCAGGACCUCCUAAAGUUAUGGGCAAGGACAAGGAUUGCUCAUAUAUGGAGUUCCUUGAGGUUCUAACCGAGGGAUUGGAGAGAGUUCUCAUGGUUAGAGGUGGAGGUAGAGAGGUUAUAACAAUAUAUUCAUAGACUGGAGUGGUGACCUGUGUUUAUAUUUUCAUCUCGUUUUCAUCUACAUUAACAUAAACAUUAAACAUCAAGAAUUCUUCCAGAACAUCAGACUCAUCAUAACAGAUUAGCUCAGUAAGAAACUCAAGCUGAGCAGAAGGUUCAUGAAACAAUAUUAAAUCUUUUUUUCAUAGGACACUCUUAAGAUCAUCAUUGAUUGAUGAUUCUAAACUCUAGAUCAUUGAUUUUACAGCAUUGAUCAAUGAUUUGAACCACUGAUCAAUGAAUUUGAAUACCAGAUCAAUGAAACCACCCCCUGAUCAAUAAUACUACACCACUGAUCAAUAAUUUUGGAUUAUUUUAUGAAUUUAAUGAAUUUGACUCCCAUGGUAAUAUUUUAAAAAUAAAGGAAAAAACCCAAGAAUAAUUUCUUGGAGUUUAUUCUGGUCUCGAAUUGAGCCCGAAAAUUAGUUAAAUCCUGGUACAUCCACAGAGUAUAGAAAUAUAUAUGAGAUUUUAUUAGAAUUAUACAUGUUUUAAACUUUAUAAUGUUACUGUAUUAGAAAUGUAUUUUAUUGAUUGAUUAUUUAUGCUUUAUUAAAUGUAAUGGAACAUUUUACAGUGUUCAAAAGACAUUUUAACUUCAGGAUUUUGAAAUGCAAACCUGAACCAAAAGUACACAAUUUAUUAUUAACAAAAUUAAUAUAUACAUUAGAUAAGUACAAUAUUUCAUAGUUUAACAAUUUCAGCAAUUUAUGUUGGAACUUUUUGCAAUAAGUUUGAAGCAGCUAAUAUAAGGCGGGACUUGAAGAGUAAAGAUGGUUGUCAUUGGAAACUACGCAACUUACGCCGCAAAUGCCGCAAACAUAUGAUUUAUGCCGUCAUCUUUACUUUUAUUCUGUUCUUCUGUUAUUUGUUCCAGUUUUACCUUUCAUACUGUAUAUUUAUAAACGUAGGGGAUUGAUUCGCCAUAGUUAUAUAUUAUCAAUUUAUCGGUCAAUAAUGAUUGAUCGAUUUUGAUUGAUUGAAUUUGAUUCUUCUAUGGCAGCUCUAUUCCACAUAUUAGUUCAUGUUCAACCUUUAGUGUCACUACACUCGCAUUUUCUGAGAUAUCAACAUCUAUGGUAGUCUCAUUAAGGCUUGAAUCCUAGAUGUCUGAUAAUCAGAAAAUCCGGGGCAGACCUUUAAGCUUAAUCCUGUUUGAAUUGUUGGUCUAGUUUCAGGGUGGAUUCUUCAAUCAUUGAACAACCUUCAACGGGUAGAAGUCUGUAGGAUUAUAUCCUAGAAUCCUAUUGGAUUGUAUCCCAGACUUCUGUAGGAUUUUUUCCCAGAAUCCUGUAGGACUGUAUCCAACCCUGUUGUUCUCCAGGUUGAAGAGUCUCCCCUUCUCCUCCUCCCUCCUGUUCAAAGCACAAGAUGGAAUCUGUGACACUGGGGCUGAGAAAGCUGAAUAACUAUGGUACUAACCAGGGCCGGGCACUAGUAGAUUAUUCUUAGUCGAGUUCAAGAAACAGUUUUUCCACAACAUUUCUUUAAAAUCAAAAGAUGCAUAUGUAAUCUUCAACGUUUUGACCUUGAAGGAAAAUUCUGGAAAAAUAGAUUUCUCGCAGUGAAGGUGCUUUUAUCAUUCUUCCGGAGUCUAGUUUAAUGGCGACGGGGCCUUUUGGUGGGAUCUCAGCAAGACUCACCGUCGCCAUUUUUUUAUUUGGCACCGGUGAUUUUAUUCCCUAUUUUAGAUCCCUGUGAAGGCAGUUUUUAAAUGUUUUUAUUUAUAUUAGCGUUUUAUCAUGUAUUUUUGAAACUUAAAAUAUUUACAAAACUUGUGAAAAAUACUCAAAAUAUUCACAUCUUGCCAAUGGAUAUAAAAAUCACCCAUAUCUUACCGCACAUCACAAGUUCACCAAAGAAAUUGCCAUUUUAACCAUUCUACCCCAUUGAUUCUGCUCAGUUGAAAAAUGAUAUUCAAACCUUAGUUUUUUCUUCAUUUUUUAUGUGUAUUAUUUUAUCAGGCUGUUAUAGUAGAGUUAUAUUGUGUUGCUUAACCCCCUAAUAUUUGCGAAACAAAGUGGGUUGUUCAAGUUAUUUUUUGAUAAAGCAUCUUAACCUCGGUGCUUGUAUGACGUCAUGUGCAUGUGUUUUAGAUAAGUCCCCAUCCAUGCCCUCGCUUAGUGUAAUAACUGUACUUUGUUUCUAUCUGUAUUGUUAUUCAGUAUUCAUUAUUAGAUGACAGUGUUUUAGUAUUUCAGAUAGAUUAUCAAAUAUAUAUGUUAUAGGUUUCA